This is a messenger RNA of Pipistrellus nathusii (Nathusius's pipistrelle), 1746 nucleotides long. The record is from the annotation of a GenBank genome assembly. NCBI's taxonomy places the organism in Eukaryota, Metazoa, Chordata, Mammalia, Chiroptera, Vespertilionidae.
AUGGCGGCCCGCGUGGGCCUGUUGAGCCGCUUACCCCUGUGUACGCGGAGAAGUCAAAUCCUGCGUCCAAUUCACAGGCUUCUGAGUUGCCCGGGAACCGCGGCCGCAGACGCCAGGAGGGAGCGGCAGCCCUCCGGGAGCACGGAGACAGGCUCUGAGGAAAGGACUCCCAAAAAGAGAUUCUCUGAGGUACAGAAAGAAAGACGAGAACAGGCACAACGGACUAUUUUAAUACUUUGCCCAAAUAAAACCAGUGAAAAAAAGUUUCUCAAGUACUUAUCCCAACAUGGACCUAUAAAUAAUCAUUUCUUCUUUGAAAGCUUUGGUCUUUAUGCUGUUGUAGAAUUCUGUCAAAAGGAAAGUGUAGCUUCACUGCAGAAUUUAACUCGUACUCCGAGCAUGGGCACAGAAGCUGCAAUUCCAUUCAGAUCACGUUUCUUCAAUUUAAAGUUGAAGAAUUCCUCAGACCAGACUUCGGAACAGCCAUAUAUGCCACGUUGUAAUCAGUCGCCUCCUUCAAGCAAGAAACUCUUUGAGUUACUUUGUGAUGCUGAAAGUAUCGAUGAUCAGCUGAACACGCUCUUGAAGGAGUUCCAGCUCACAGAGGAGAACACGAAGCUCCGCUAUCUCACCUGUUCCCUUAUUGAAGACAUAGCAGCUGCAUAUUUUCCAGGCUGUGCAGUCAGACCUUUUGGCUCUUCAGUGAACAGUUUUGGGAAAUUAGGAUGUGAUUUGGAUAUGUUUUUGGCUCUAGAUGAAAUUGGAAAUUUCAAUGCUCACAAGACUUCAGGAAAUUUUCUGAUGGAAUUUCAAGUGAAAAAUGUUCCUUCAGAAAGGAUUGCAACUCAGAAGAUCCUCUCUGUGAUAGGAGAAUGCCUUGACAACUUUGGCCCUGGUUGUGUGGGUGUACAAAAAAUAUUAAAUGCUCGGUGUCCGCUGGUGAGAUUCUCACAUCAGGCCUCUGGAUUUCAGUGCGAUUUGACUACUAACAAUAGGAUUGCCUUGAAAAGUUCUGAACUCCUUUAUAUAUACGGUACCCUGGAUUCACGAGUGAGAGCCAUGGUGUUUAGUAUUCGUUGCUGGGCUCGAGCACAUUCAUUAACAAGUAGUAUUCCCGGUGCUUGGAUUACAAAUUUCUCCCUUACAAUGAUGGUCAUCUUUUUUCUCCAGAGGAGAUCACCCCCUAUUCUUCCAACACUAGACUACUUAAAAACCCUAGCAGAUGCAGAAGAUAAAUGUAUAAUAGAAGGCCACAACUGUACAUUCAUUAGUGACUUGAAUAGAAUUGAACCUUCAAAAAACACAGAACCAUUAGAAUUACUACUGAAGGAAUUUUUUGAAUUUUUUGGAAAUUUCGCUUUCAAUAAAAAUUCCAUAAAUAUUCGACAGGGAAGAGAACAGAACAAACCUGAAUCUUCUCCAUUGCACAUUCAGAAUCCUUUUGAAACUUCUCUCAACAUCAGUAAAAAUGUAAGUCAAAGCCAACUGCAAAAAUUUGUGGAUCUGGCCAGAGAAAGUGCCUGGAUUUUACAUCAGGAAGAGAAAGAUCACCCUUCCCCGUCAAGUAAUCAGCCAUGGGGGCUGGCAGCCUUGCUGCUACCUUCCAUAGCCAAGAGUACGUCUCAUGGCAAGAAGAAAAGGAAGAAGCCUGCAAGUGAGAGAAUUAAAAACUUGUUGGAAUCCAUAAAAAGUCCAGAAAAUUCCACAAACACCAAUGGGAAAAGAACAGUUAAUACACAGGCAUAA